This is a messenger RNA of Annulohypoxylon maeteangense, 1101 nucleotides long. RefSeq lists its product as uncharacterized. Gene Ontology annotation, molecular function: NAD binding. The transcript has 3 exons. The record is from RefSeq and is a predicted model, not a curated record. NCBI's taxonomy places the organism in Eukaryota, Fungi, Ascomycota, Sordariomycetes, Xylariales, Hypoxylaceae. The coding region runs from base 1 to 1101 and encodes 366 amino acids.
AUGCCUGCGAUAGAGGAAACGGGAGGGGAUCUUAGCUCUCUGAGCAACGACGUACUCCUAAUAUAUUUCCCAUAUCUGGACUCGACGGGAUUUGUGGAACGAGUCACCAAGCGUUUUAAGGGUCUUGAAGUACGAUGGAUAAAAUCGAACGCGAGUCCUCUCGUUCCGCCAAGGGCCGAAGACCUUGAUGCUAAAGAUUGGGACGGUGUUACCUUGCUUGCCACAUUCAUGCCGCCUCCAGCAGAGUUCCUAUCUAAGGUUCGCUACGUACAGCUUACCACCGCGGGAAUCGAUAGAUGGCCGGUGCAUUCGACAUAUCAAGAUGAGAAGGUCACAUUUGCCACCUCCAAUGGCGUUCACGCAACGCAGAUUGCGGAAUGGGUCAUUGGUGCUUGGCUCAUGCAUCAACAUGCCUUUCUUAACUAUGCCGCAAAUAUGAAGACGGGCACUUGGCAGUCUCCCUUUACCGCGAAGGUUCAAGAUUCAACAGGCAUGAGAAUAGGCAUUCUGGGAUAUGGUGCGAUUGGGAGGCAAUGCGCACGAUUAGCUAAAACCUUGAGCAUGGAGGUUUACGCUUAUACGCGCAGCGAGCGAGCCACAUCCGAAUCGCGCAAGGACGACAGCUAUUGCAUACCAGGCACAGGGGAUCCGGACGGGCUACUGCCGACAAAGUGGUUCCACGGCUCAGCCAAGGGAGAUGUAGAUAGUUUCCUAGCGCAGGAUCUUGAUCUGUUGGUUAUCAGCCUGCCGCUGACAUCGGAAACACGGCAUAUUCUCUCGCAUGAGCAGUUCGAAAUCUUAAGCAAGAAGAAGACAUUUGUCGCAAACAUUGCGCGCGGUGGCCACAUCAACCAAGAUGCGCUUAUCAAGGCUCUAGAGACGGAUCAGAUCCGCGGCGCGGCGCUCGAUGUCACAGAUCCAGAGCCACUCCCUAGUGACCAUCCAUUAUGGAAAGCACCGAACCUGAUCAUAACCCCUCACAUUAGCUGGAAGACAGAUGCUCUCUAUGGGAGGCUGCUGGAUCUCUUGGAACUUAAUCUCGAAAGAUUAGCUUCAGGGCAGCAACCCAUCAACGUGGUAAACCGUCAGCUCCACUACUAA